Messenger RNA from Cadophora gregata, 1707 nucleotides. RefSeq lists its product as uncharacterized. Gene Ontology annotation, biological process: carotene catabolic process. Lineage: Eukaryota; Fungi; Ascomycota; Leotiomycetes; Helotiales; Ploettnerulaceae. The coding region runs from base 1 to 1707 and encodes 568 amino acids. The transcript is spliced from 2 exons. Gene Ontology annotation, molecular function: carotenoid dioxygenase activity. The record is from RefSeq and is a predicted model, not a curated record.
AUGGUUGCGGCUCCUGUUAAGCACUACAAUGACUGGCCCAACACCCAAGGAUUCCAUGUCACAUAUGAGGAGCGUGAGCCUGUUGAGCUACAGGUUCAAGGAAUCAUCCCAUCCUAUGCCGCUGGAACAUUGUUCAGAACCGGCCUGGGGUUGCGUGUUGUUGAAACGGAGAAGGACAAAACCUUCAGAGUGAAUCACUGGUUCGAUUACUUGUCUCAAGUGCAUCGAUUCCAGAUACAUGCGCCAACUGAGAAUAAUGGCCCCGUCAGAGUUACAUACAACUCGCGAUCCAGCUGUGAUGGUCUUAUAAGAGAAAUUCAAAAAACCGGUAACAGGCAGGGAAUGACUUUCGGAGCCAAAUAUGACCUUUGUGAGUCUUUCUUCGGAAAGAUUCAGUCCAUAUUCAAGACUUCAAAAGAUCCCACCAAGCUGCCAGCCGACACUUUCAGUCUGGCCGUCACUCUUUCUGUCAAUUAUCCUGGACUUUCGCCAACAGGUGCUAAGAGUAAGCAACUCUACUCCAAAGGGUCGGUCCAGACAUUGUGCAACAAAACCGACAACAACGAAAUCCAGAUGCUCGAUCCAGAAACUCUCGAGCCUAUUGGAAUUGCGACCCAGAGUACCCUGCACCCAGAUCUUAAAGGACCGAGUAGUGGAACCCAUGCGAAGUCUGACCCCGAGACAGGAGAUGUGUUCAAUUAUAAUCUGGAGUUUAAGAAAGGGACAGGCUACUACCGUGUCUUCCGCUCAAAUGUGUCAACUGGCAAGACAAGCAUCCUAGCCUUGGUGAUUGCCGAUCCUGCAUACAUCCACUCCAUCUCCCUCACCAAACACUAUGUGAUUCUGUGCGUUUGGAACUCAAGAUUCAGUUACGGUGGUGCAUCGGUUCUUUGGACUAAGAACAUUGUCGAUUCUCUCAACCCCUACGAUGAAGAUAUAAAAUGUAUGUGGUACAUUGUCGAUCGACGGUCCAAAGAGGAAGGUGGCCAAGGCCUUGUUGCAACCUACGAGUCUGAUGGCUUCUACUGUUUUCAUACCGUCAACUCAUUCGAGGAAUCCACGUCUGAUGGGAAAGUAGACAUUGUCUCGGACCUUAUCGCCUACCCCAAUCUCGACAUCAUCAAGCGUUACUACAUCGACAACCUGAUCUCCGAUUCCCCAACCGCUGCAACAUUCUCUAAAGAUCUCAGCUGGCGACCACGCAUGCGUCGAUUCCGGCUACCAGCUGUCCCUCAAAAGAAGGGUUCCAAAUCUGCAGACAAUGUAUUGAAGGCCACAUCAGAGCACACGGCCGAGUGGAAGAUUUCACCAGAGCUACCCACAAUCAAUCCAAGAAAGGUGUUGAAAAAGCAUCGAUAUGUGUAUGGGCUUGUGCACACUGGAAAGUCAACUCUUUUUGACGAUCUUGUCAAGUAUGAUCUUGAAACACAUACUGCCAAAGUAUGGAGUCAACAUGGGCAUUCGGCAAGCGAGGCCAUCUUCGUCCCUGACCCUGCUGCACCAGAAGACGACGAGGACAACGGAGUACUGUUGACGGUAGUAAUGAAUGGCUUUUCAGGAAAAAGCUAUUUAUUGGUGCUGGAUGCCAAGCAGAUGGUGGAAAUUGGCAGGGCGAAUGUUGAUGGGGCGAUUGGUUUUGGUUUCCACGGAACUCAUGUGCAGUCCAAAUUGGUUCCUGGUGUAGAAGGAGGUGCUCUCCAUGUUUAA